Molecule: messenger RNA, 696 nt
Organism: Daucus carota subsp. sativus
Lineage: Eukaryota; Viridiplantae; Streptophyta; Magnoliopsida; Apiales; Apiaceae
Product: transcription factor DIVARICATA-like
Exons: 4
Coding region: 1-696 (231 amino acids)
Source: RefSeq, a predicted model, not a curated record
AUGGACAACUCAUACAUUCAAGAAAUCCCUCCACAUCAAAAUGAAAAUGAUGUGUACACUGCAGAUGGAUGGACCUUCAAAGAUGUUAAAUUGUUUGAAACUAUUAUGUUAGACUUCGAAGAAAAUGGUUCCUUGCAAUUUUUUGAAAGGGUGGCACUUGUAAUGCCAUGGAAAACCAUUGCAUCUAUCAAACUUCGGUAUCAGACUUUAAUGAAUGAACUGAAAUUGAUAAGGUCAUCAGAUGUUAAUUUUGAAGGUAUUGUCAUGGAGGAUCCCCAGAUGGAUGAAGAAGAUUCUGAAACAAUCAUGAAAGAGGAGCUUAAAGGCAAGACUCCCAGGCCAAAAAAAAGAGGGAUACCAUGGACAAUAGAAGAACAUAAGUCACCAGAUGGUAAUUUUGAAGAUAUUGUCAUGGAGGAUCCCCAGGUGGAUGAAGAAGAUUCAGAAAAUAUCAUGGCAGAGAAACUUAAAGGCAAGACUCCCACGCCAAAGAAAAGAGGGAUACCAUGGACAACAGAAGAACAUAAGUCAUUUUCUCCAGGAUUAGAAACUUACGGGAAAGGGGAUUGGAAGAAGAUAUCUCAGAAUUUUGUGUCAUUCAAAACCCCAUCUCAAGCCCAUGCAAGCUUGUGUCCUCAGGGUCGUCUUCCACCUGAUCUUCUUGGUACUCAAGACGAUUAUGUGCUUCACUACUAA